AUGGAGCGGGAGUUUCGGCAUAGGGAGAAAUGGUUGAUCAAUUUUAGCGCACAGGUGGCGUACCGCUUGUGCGAUUACAUUGCUAAAGGGGAGAAAGAGAUGUUGGUCUCCAACAGAUUGAGGAGCAUUGCCGAUGUUGUCUUGGAGCGAGUGGCAGAAAUACUUGGAGAGCCCAAGCCGUCCCGCUCGCACCCGGGGCGCCUAGCUCGCUUCAUGGUGGCGAUAUCCGAUCGCAUCGCGGUCUGGAUUGAAAACGCCGUGUAUCGCGCCAACGCCCUCGAGUGCCGCGAUUCGGAAACCUUCGACGAGCACGUGCGCCUCGAUGGCGAUCAGACGCUCGUGCGC
Iphiclides podalirius (scarce swallowtail) is the source of this 345-nucleotide messenger RNA. NCBI's taxonomy places the organism in Eukaryota, Metazoa, Arthropoda, Insecta, Lepidoptera, Papilionidae. The record is from the annotation of a GenBank genome assembly.